Messenger RNA from Sorghum bicolor (sorghum), 1427 nucleotides. RefSeq lists its product as uncharacterized. The record is from RefSeq and is a predicted model, not a curated record. Lineage: Eukaryota; Viridiplantae; Streptophyta; Magnoliopsida; Poales; Poaceae. The transcript has 9 exons. Bases 307 to 1068 code for a protein of 253 amino acids.
GUCAAAACGGUCAUCGCGUCCGACCUGGUCGCCUGCCACCUCCACCUCCACCUGCGCUGGCGGCUGGCCCGCCCUUGUCUUGUUGUUCACCGCACCAACCUUUCCCCAACCGCCGCCUCGCCGGACCCUUCCGACUCGCCGCCGUCGUCCGCCCAUCUGCUUUCUUCCGAAUAAGAAAAAGGAAAACAAAAGGAAGAGAGUAAAAGGGUCCUGCGCUGCCCUGCGCCCCAGGAACUAAACAAGGCCCAAUUCUUUUCUUCAGUUGCCAGUUGCCAUAGUAUGCACUUCUAGCAUUUCCAUAUUUGGAUGGAUGAUGUACAUGGACGGAUAGAGGUCUUCCCCCAAUACUUUGUGCCAUCAAAAGAAGCUAUGGAGACUCCUGAUGGUCUAUCAACAAGUAAGAAUAACCUGGAUAGUCCACCAAGUUCACGUCGGCGUUCCUGGACUCCAAGACGAGUUAAGGGAGCUGCAUCCAUUUUGAAUUUAUUGUCCAUUCCCCGCAUAAGAUGGUCUAUGAGCAAUGAGGAUGAUGACAAGAUUGAAUUAUCUAGAGCUGAAGUAGAGACUUUACGAACCGAAAUUGCAGAGGCUGAGGAAAGGGAAUCUCACUUAAAAGCUCGGUUGGAAAAUAUCGAUGAAGUUCUGAGAUUUGCACGUCUUUCUGGCUAUCUCUACAUUCGAAGUCGAUGGUCCCAACUCCCUGGAGAACCACCUAUAUUAGACGAUGCUGAUGUGGAUGACUGGCUACCUCGCUUUGUUGUUCUACAAGGGCAGUGUUUGUACUAUUAUCUGAAAUCUACAGAUCUGAGCCCACAAGAAUCUACACUGUUAUGUGAUGUUGUUGAAGUAGGGCAGCUUCCAAACUUUGUGCCAGAGGACGAAAAGACAAGAUAUGCGUUUUAUCUGUUGACCCGUCAAGGAUUGAAGUUUGAAUGCUCCAGUACCUCCGAAAUACAGGUUGAUUCAUGGGUAAGAGCACUGUCAAGUGACUGCAAAUUGCGAGAUGGUGCUGGUGAUGAUGAUAAGAUGAAGACGCCGAGUAGCCAAGUAGAAGCUGGGUCAUGGUAGGGGAUCCAACAUGUGUUCCGAUUGCCAGGCAAGACGAAUGCCCUGCGUCUUUGCAUUGACCCCAGCCAGAUGUAUGUGCAGAGUACAGUAAUCAGCUCCAGUUGGUUCUUUUUUCUUUUAAUUUGUUAGACCAGUCGAUAAUGUGGCAUUUGUAUACAAUAGCCAAUGUACAUACAUGCAUACUUUAGGGUGCAAAUGAAGCAGCAUGUGUAGAUGCAACACGAGAGAGCACGCCUUACUGAUUUCCUUGCUCGUGAUAUUUUUCAACGUUUUAGCUAGCUAGGGUGCAAAUGAUAUUUUCUGUAUCAAAAUUAAAAUUUCGUUUGAUGGACCGUCAAGAUUUGCAUAUUGUUGCUCGA